This is a messenger RNA of Amaranthus tricolor (Joseph's coat), 3149 nucleotides long. RefSeq names its product pentatricopeptide repeat-containing protein At5g08305. Gene Ontology annotation, molecular function: protein binding; RNA binding. Gene Ontology annotation, biological process: RNA modification. The coding region runs from base 295 to 1896 and encodes 533 amino acids. Lineage: Eukaryota; Viridiplantae; Streptophyta; Magnoliopsida; Caryophyllales; Amaranthaceae. The record is from RefSeq and is a predicted model, not a curated record. The transcript has a single exon.
UUCCGGUUUGGAGCCUCAAAAGCAAAAACAAAAUAGCUUAUCAUGCCUCACCCACUUGAGAAAUUUUUUUAAUGAGCACCGAAGUUGGAAUGCACAUCAUUCAUUAUUUGCUUGAGUUUCAUUUUUUGCAAAUAACAACCAUUGCUCGUUUUGAAGAAAUUCCGUUCAACAUCUCUCUCUGAAUGAGUUUUAUCACCAUAACUUUCUUGGUCAUAUUCAUUCAUAUUAGUUUCCAUUUUCAUUCACCCAUUUAAUAAUUAAUAACACACUGCUUUUAAUUCUGCUUAUUGUUAAAUGUUGGGCACUUGCAUUAACAAUGGCAGCUUUCUUCAAUCUUUGAUCACCUUGUUCGAUCAUCCAAAACCAUUAUCAGUGCUUAAGCAAAUCCAUGGCGUUAUUAUAGCUUCUGGACUAUCGAAACACCAUCAAUUUGCAUCUAAACUCUUUUCAAUCUUUGCAGAUUUAGGCAACGUCAAUUACACUCAUCGUUUGUUGUUGCACAAUCCCAGUCCCUCGGUUGUCCAUUGGAACAGAGUCAUUAAGCUUUUCUCAGCUAGCCCAAUUCCAAAUAAAUCAAUUAAAGUUUUUUUGGAAAUGCAGCACUAUGGAAUCAUCCCUGAUCAUUACACAUUCCCUUUUAUAGUUAAGGCUUCGGCCCGCCUUGCUUCAAUUAAACAUGGAAUGUCGUUGCAUUCUCUAGUUUUGAAAUCUGGACAUGAAUUGGAUAUAUUUGUUCAGAAUUCUUUGAUUCAUAUGUAUACUUCUUGUAAGGAUAUAUUGAAUGCACGUAAAGUGUUUGAUGAAAUGCAGCAGAAAACUAUUGUGACAUGGAAUUCUAUGCUUGAUGGGUAUGCUAAGUGUGGGGAUUUAGUAAAGGCCCAUGAAAUUUUCAAGUCAAUGCCUGAUAAGGAUAUCGUGUCGUGGAGCUCUCUGAUUGAUGGGUAUGUUAAGAGUGGUGAUUAUGGAGAAGCUUUGAAGGUAUUUGAGAGGAUGAAGGUAGGAGGGAAACCUAAGGCGAAUGAGGUGACAAUGGUGAGUGUUUUGUGCGCGUGUUCACAUUUAGGAGCCCUUGAGCAAGGGAAAUCAAUGCAUCGUCAUAUAAUCAAGAAUAACCUGACCUUAAAUCUUAAGUUGCUCACUUCUGUUGUGGACAUGUAUGCAAAAUGUGGAGCAAUAGAGGAGGCCGUCGUUGUUUUUAGAAGUGUGCCAAAAGAUAAAACUGAUGUUUUCCUGUGGAAUGCCAUUAUUGGAGGGCUUGCAAGCCAUGGAUAUGUUCAGGAGGUGCUUAAUCUGUUUAUGGAAAUGUCAAUUAUCAGAAUUGUGCCCGAUGAAAUAACAUAUCUGUGUUUGUUAUCCGCUUGCGCUCAUAGAGGGUUGGUGAAACAAGCUUGGAAGUUUUUCGAAGAUCUUACGAGAAGUGGCAUGAAACCCAAGUCUGAGCAUUAUGCCUGUAUGAUAGAUGUUAUGGCAAGGGCAGGUCAGGUGGAAGAAGCUUAUGAUUUUCUGAACAGAAUGCCUUUGAAGCCAACGCCUUCAAUGUUGGGUGCGCUUCAUAGUGGUUGUAUGAGCCAUGGAAGAUUAGACCUUGCAGAGAUACUUGGGAAACAGCUUGUCGAAGUUGAUCCUCAUCAUGAUGGAAGAUAUGUGGGCUUGUCCAAUGUGUAUGCUGCUGUCAAGUGUUGGGAUGAUGCAAAAAUGAUGAGACAAGCUAUGGACAGUAUAGGGGUGAAGAAGUUCCCCGGUGCUAGCUACAUUGAAAUUUCAGGGGCUCUUGAAAUGUUUAUAGCACACGAUAAAAGACACCCGAAGUCAACUGAAGUCUAUAAGAUGGUAAAUUUUAUUUUGAGGCAAAUGAAGAAGGAUUCAAAUUGCGUUGAAUGUAGCAUUUUAUACUAGUUGAACUUACUGUAAUUUCUACUUUGCAGUAUUGUGUAUAGUAGAGUGUCCCUUAGUUCGAUCGAGCUGAAUAUUAGUUUCGGAUUAUACUGGACUAUAUUAAAUUGAUUCACUAAAUCUUGUGCAUAUCUAUUUAUGUGAAGUUGCACAUGAUGUUCGGUAACAGGGUCAAUCAGAAACAACCUCUUUGUUCAGUAUCAUCACUAGCAAGGGUAAGGUUUCUAGGUGGGAACCACUUGAUGGCCAUGGGCUGAAGAAAUGUUGCAGUUUAAGUUUUGGAGCCAGUUAAUUCAACUCUUGGUUAAUGAAGCCAUGAAUAUAUCUUCAAAUUAGUUCACUAAUGAGCAAUAUAGUUUCAUUUGAAAUUUUCUGUGCUAUAGAAGUAUUUGAUAAGGCUUAUUCUGCUUUACUGAUGCAUCUUUCCUGAAUGUACUGCUAUAGGUAGGUAGAGUUAUUAUGUAGUCACCAAAGCUCAGAGAAAAAACUUAAAUCCUAUGUUAAGAUGCUAUGAAGGCAGGAAAUGCAGGAUUUUUGGGCUUUAUAGAAACUAUACUGUCCAUCUUGCUUAUUUGGUGGAUAAUGUACUUUCAUAAAUCUGGUUUUUUCUGCCUUAUUCCGUAGAUUAUUCAUUGCGAUCACACUUUCCUUGUGCACGAAAUUGCAAUUUGUUUACGGCUGUUUUAGUCUUGACAUAGGCUAUCAGUGAAGGACUUGGUUCGAGUGAAGAAAAUUAUGAACUUAUAAGAGGAUGAGGAAAUACACAGGAUAAACCAUUAAAGUUAAGCUUGCACAGUUUAGCUCAUACAUAAGGCCACUUUCUCUUGUUAGACAGAUCCAAACGGUCGUCUCUAAAAACAAAAGCAUUGAGGAUUCAACCUUAGUCAUUCAUUCUUCGUCGAUUUGGAACAAGCAAUAUCGAUUUCUCGUUUCUGCUUUUUAAUUCCUGCUCAAAUUUUAAACCAAAACGAGUAUUUUCAACUAUAAUAUCCAAUAUUGAUGGACCUUUUCUCUGGGAAAAUGAAUAACAGGAUUUUUUAUGCUAAGAAUAUAACUUACUAAAGCAUUUCAAGAUUGGGCUUCUCCCAGCUGUGUGGAGCUGAAAGCAGAGUAUAUUGCUCUUACUAACACAAUUUGCGUCACAAAACUGUUUCCAUCCAAGCGUAAAUCUGGGUUGCCCACUUGAUAAGGGAGACAACUUCACUUUCCAAUGCCUCUCUUCUUGAUCCAAAAGCGUUACGUCACAUUUUCGGUUC